CGGAACUUCCUGCUUUGCGCGCCGCCGGGCCCAGCAACAGAGCCCGCUCCUCCAGGGUGGAGGGGCGGUGCGAUGCGGCGGCUUCUCUGCCGGACGUCAGCGCGGGAGGUGGCUCCGCACGCCUGAGGUGCGGCGCUUUUCGCCGCCGCCGCCGCCGCCCUCGGACCCCUCUUGGGAUACUUCACAUUUCCUUAGGGACUGGAGCCCUAGGGGUCCGCUCGGCCCUCCUCCUCCUCUUCCUCCUCUUCAGCUUGCGCUUAAAAGUGAAGAGCGAGGCGUGGCGGGCUGGGCCGACACCCCGCUGUGGGACCAUAACCCUUGUCCCAAUGCCUCCGUGAGCAAAGUUGAGUGGGUGCCGGUGGUUGGAGCUGUGGAGGUGUCUUUGGGGGCGAGCGCGGCCAGAACUCCGGUCACGUCAGAUGAAGUGUGCAGACUGUAUUUAGGAACAUUCUGAAAUAAUAGUGAAAUACAAUUUAGAGUUCCAUGCAGCACUGGGAGAUUGAAACACUGAUUAUUCACAGAUUAAGAAGAUCUGUGAACAGCCAUUAACUACAUGAAAAAGUGCUUCAGGAAAACAUAAAACCACAAGGAGAUACCACUUUACACCUCCCAGAAUGGCUGCAAUUAAAAAGACUCAACACCACAUUAUUACCCACACAACAGGUAUAAUUUGGCCUCCUGAGAUUCUACCUUAGCAAGAAAGGAGUGGGAGAUACUCUUGGACAGAAAACUAAAAUAAUAAGAAAGCCAAAACUUAUUUUUACAUGGUUGUCAGCACAUUUACCGAUAUGGACACUUUUCCCAAUAAUUUGCCUCCUGGUGGAGACAGUGGAUUGACAGGUUCUCAGUCGGAGUUCCAGAAAAUGUUAAUUGAUGAAAGGUUACGAUGUGAGCACCAUAAAGCUAAUUAUCAGACUCUGAAAGCCGAACACACAAGGUUGCAGAAUGAAUAUGUAAAGUCACAAAAUGAACUCAAGCACCUGUUAAAUGAAAAGCAAAUUCACCAGGAAAAACUUCAGCUGCUCCUUCAAGAACUAAGAGAAGAAUUAGUAGAGAAAACUAAAGACUUAGAAGAAAUGAAACUGCAGAUAUUAACUCCACAAAAAUUGGAAUUGCUAAGAGCCCAAAUACAACAAGAAUUAGAAACUCCAAUGAGAGAACGUUUUCGGACUCUGGAUGAAGAGGUGGAAAAGUAUAGAGCUGUAUAUAAUAAGCUUCGCUAUGAACAUACAUUUGUGAAGUCAGAAUUUGAACACCAGAAGGAAGAGUUUGCACGUAUUUUAGAAGAAGAAAAAAUAAAAUAUCAAUCAGAGAUUGCAAGACUGGAGGAAGAUAAAGAAGAACUGCGUAACCAGCUGCUUAAUGUUGAUCUCACAAGAGACAGCAAAAGAGUGGAGCAACUUACUCGAGAAAAAGUCUGUUUGUGUCAAAAAUUAAAAGGUUUAGAGGCUGAAGUAGCAGAAUUAAGGGCUGAAAAGGAGAAUUCUGGCACUCAGGUAGAAAAUGUCCAAAGAAUACAGGUGCGGCAGUUGGCUGAGAUGCAGGCUACAGUCAGGUCCCUGGAGGCUGAAAAACAGUCAGCUAAGCUACGGGCAGAACACUUGGAAAAAGAGCUACAAUCAAGCAAUGAACAAAAUACCUGUUUAAUUAAUAAAUUGCAUAAAGCGGAACGAGAAAUAAAUACAUUGUCCAGUAAAGUAAAAGAACUUAAACAUUCAAACAAACUAGAAAUAACAGACAUCAAACUGGAGGCAGCAAGAGCUAAGAGUGAGCUAGAAAAAGAAAAGAAUAAGAUUCAAAGUGACCUGGAUGGACUACAGUCAGACAAUGAAAUUCUCAAAGCAGCUGUUGAACACCACAAAGCACUUUUAGUAGAAAAGGAUCGUGAAUUAAUACGUAAAGUACAAGCUGCCAAAGAAGAAGGUUAUCAAAAACUUGUGGUAUUGCAAGAUGAAAAGUUAGAACUUGAGAACAAAUUAGCAGAUUUGGAGAAAAUGAAAGUGGAACAUGAUGUCUGGAGGCAAUCUGAAAAAGAUCAGUAUGAAGAGAAAUUGCGGGCUUCACAGAUGGCAGAAGAGAUCACCAGGAAGGAACUUCAGAGUAUUAGGUUAUAUAGCAUAUACAUUUAAAAUUUUUCAUGUUGAAAUAAUGUCAGAGUUAACAAAAUGAUGUACAAGUAGUUCAAAGAAUUCCCAUGUGCCCUUCACCCUGAUCUCUCAAAUACGAAUAUGUUAUGUAACCAUAUUAUAGUAAGAUUAAGAAAUUAACAUGAGGCUGGGCAUGGUAGCU
Messenger RNA from Cebus imitator (Panamanian white-faced capuchin), 2289 nucleotides. RefSeq names its product centrosomal protein of 83 kDa. Lineage: Eukaryota; Metazoa; Chordata; Mammalia; Primates; Cebidae. Gene Ontology annotation, cellular component: centrosome. The transcript is spliced from 12 exons. Bases 765 to 2129 code for a protein of 454 amino acids. The record is from RefSeq and is a predicted model, not a curated record.